Juglans regia (Persian walnut) is the source of this 3282-nucleotide messenger RNA. Its product is annotated as IQ domain-containing protein IQM2-like. The record is from RefSeq and is a predicted model, not a curated record. Lineage: Eukaryota; Viridiplantae; Streptophyta; Magnoliopsida; Fagales; Juglandaceae. Bases 90 to 2003 code for a protein of 637 amino acids. The transcript is spliced from 9 exons.
UUCUUGUUGUGUCUGUUUGCAAGAUCAUACAGAACCCACUGCAGAAUGGAAUCUGGUUUUAUUGUUCCGAAGACACCUUUCCUCAUCAAAUGGGGAUUUCUUUUUCCUGCCCAUUUGCUGAAUACAGUGAUGUGCAAAAUGGCUUAGAAUCUAUAAUCGUCAAGUCCAUCAGUUUUUGGGAUGACGAAGUCAAAACUCCUGUGCGAUCUGUCACUUUCAACAGUGGAGAUUCUGAACCCACAAUAUUCAAAACCUUGAGUUCUGGAAAUAUAGCAAUAGAAGCAUCGGUUAGAGACAAAAGUAUAAAAUUGGAAAAUAUGGCCUCAGUCAAGGCUCCACUGGACAAAGAACGCAUGGAAUCAAACAGCAAACAAAACAAAGUAAUGGAUGAUCAAUCCCCAAAAUUAGAUGGUCAGGUGGGGAUGGUCCAACCAUUACCAAUUUUGGAUCCCACCAACCCUGAGAAUGUGGCUGCAGUGAAGUUGCAGAAAGUGUACAAAAGCUUCCGAACCCGAAGGAAGCUAGCAGAUUGUGCAGUUCUAGUGGAGCAGAGCUGGUGGAAGCUCUUAGAUUUUGCCGAACUCAAGAGAAGUUCUAUAUCAUUCUUCGAUAUUGAAAAACAUGAAUCUGCCAUUUCACGAUGGUCGAGAGCAAGAACCAGAGCUGCGAAGGUUGGAAAAGGUUUAUCAAAGAAUGAUAAAGCUCAAAAACUCGCUUUACAACACUGGCUUGAGGCUAUUGAUCCACGGCAUCGAUACGGACAUAAUUUACACUUUUAUUAUGAUAAAUGGCUUCAUUCUCAGAGUAAAGAACCCUUCUUCUACUGGCUGGAUAUAGGAGAAGGGAAGGAAAUAAAUCUUGUUGAAAAAUGCCCUCGAUCAAAACUUCAACAGCAGUGUAUCAAGUAUUUGGGUCCGAUGGAAAGGUUGGCAUAUGAAGUUAUUGUGGAGGAUGGAAAGUUCUUCUAUAAGCAAUGUGGGAAGGUCCUUGACACGGUCGGAGAAGACAAAGAUGCUAAGUGGAUUUUUGUUCUAAGCACAUCUAUGUGCAUGUAUGUUGGUAAGAAGAAGAAAGGUGCUUUCCAGCAUUCUAGCUUCUUGGCCGGAGGAGCUACAUCUGCUGCUGGGAGAUUAGUUGUUGAAAAUGGAAUCCUAAAGGCGGUUUGGCCUCACAGUGGUCAUUAUCAGCCGACAGAAGAAAAUUUUAAGGACUUUGUCUCCUUCCUCGAAGAUAACAAAGUGGAUCUCACAGAUGUAAAGAUGAGUCCUGUCGAUGAGGAACUUGAAUUAUAUAGCAAGCAAAGAAGCAGUGGUCAUCUUAGAAGUUCAUCUGAAGAAGACUUUACUAAAAAGUUGAGUGGCUUCGAUUAUGAAGAGACCUGUGCUGAAGAUUUGACUCAAGAGAAAACUGAUUCAACAGAAGAAGAGACGACCACUGCAUUGGAACUGCCCAUAUCAAGCCGGUUAUCUAGCUUUAGAAGAAAAUUUGGUAACCUCGAAAUACCGAAAAGGAAUGCAUUGUAUGAGAGGUUGGACAGUGAAAAGCAAGAUUUUGGACCAUGUCUGAACAGUUUACCUGCAGAAUCUCCUGGGAGUGGUCAUGAAACAGCAGAAGAAACAUUAUCUUCAGGACAAGAUUACUUGGCUUCAAAGCAGAACUUGGGUGAUGAUCAGCCUGAAGAGAUCGAAGUAGAAAUCAUUCCUGAAGAAUCAAUUCUCAAAAGGAUUAAUUCACAUAAAGGAAUGAACUCAUAUCAAUUAGGGAAGCAAUUGUCCUGCAAAUGGACAACGGGAGCUGGACCCCGCAUUGGCUGUGUAAGGGACUAUCCCUCAAAGCUCCAGUUCCAAGCUUUGGAGCUAGUAAACUUAUCUCCAAAAAGUGAUGCCCUUUCUAGGUCAUGUUUGUUUCGACUCGUUAGAGGGCUGAGCUCUAGGGUAUUGACGCCAAGAAGUUCUGGUAGGGAAAAUGCUCCAACCACUCUAAAAACCGAUCACCGUUCGUGAACACAAUCCUCCUCCCCAUUGAUUAGAGGAAAUAAGUAACUGCAAUUGCUAAAUGCGAUGAGUAGGAUCAGGAAAUCUGUUUGAUCUAUUCUUUUCUGUGAAUAUAUAAUAGAUGAUAUAGGAAUUCUUUCUCACUGUUUUCAUUCAAAAUCACGUAUACAUUGUUCCUUCAUCUUGUAUAGAAGCAAAAUAUUGUACAAUUUUGUGGGGUUGAUGCCCUUUUAAUACAAAAGAAGAUAACAUUUUUCCCUAGCAGUGUUUAUUUCUGAAGUCAUCAAACACUAUGGUGUUUCUGAGCAUUCUCAGCACUGAAUAUAGAUAAAUUUCCUUUGGGAUUUCAAUUCCGAUACUAUGGUGUUUCCGAGUGUCCUUAGCACCAAUCUAUUUGGUUUCACUUCUCAACAAUUUGUAGUAUACGUGGUGUUGAUUGAGUAGGAUUAAUAUGAGCUCCAUGGAUCCCCUGCCCUCAAGGUUUCAAACUCUGAACUGAAGAGAGCUCUAACUUGCAGGCCCGCCCCACAAGACCAAAUGAAAUGCUGGCCUUGCAGUAUUAUAUAAGAAUAAUGCGGCUAUUAGAAUCCGAGCCAAGGUCACGUAUUCAUUCAAUAUCGGGUGGUGCUUGUUUAAAUGAAGUCCUGUGCACUUCCAUGUCGACCCGAAACUCCACCUUCCCGACUUUCACAACUAACGGGCUUUGUAUAAUUGUUCUUUUCUCGUACAAAUCAAAUACUCUGUUUGUAGCUUAGAAUCAUGGUGGAGCAGCGCUUUCACCCGUCUCGUCUGAGGCGGUAAGGCGGUGUGGAAAACUGAGAAUAUUUCUGCAUGCAUUGACAUGUCUACAUAAGUUUACGAUGGAGAAAUUUGUUUAUAGUGGCAUUCUGAUCUUGCGGCCAACAAAAACAAGAAAUUCUUGUUUCUUGGACUGCUGGAUGAAUGUAAGAACGUCUAGUCUACAUAGAUGGUGACUAGGUAACAAACGACAACGUUUUGGCACUCACGUUUGUCAUUUUCAGGUGCAUGCUAUAAUUGAUAUUAUUAGGCUUUCCAAGUAGAUACUUUUAACUUGAAAAAGAACAUAUAGAGAUUCAAAUGCUUGCUCAUGCCAAGAACUGCAGCAACUUUCAUGCUUUUACUUAACAAAAAUAUAUAGAUACAACUAGUUUACAGCUACAGAAAAUAGAUUGGUAAUGAAAAAAAAAAAAACCUUUUGAUUUCUGGGUAGGAAAUUUAAAAAAAUUGACAGGCAUUGAAAAUAACGGAAAGUAGUUAAGGCAGCAAA